Molecule: messenger RNA, 18855 nt
Organism: Coregonus sp. 'balchen'
Lineage: Eukaryota; Metazoa; Chordata; Actinopteri; Salmoniformes; Salmonidae
Source: the annotation of a GenBank genome assembly
AUGGAUAGUUGCUCUAUCACUGAUGAGAGCGCGAAUGAUAUAGUCAUGGAUUCGCCAAGCACUGAAAGACCUGCACAGGAGACAUCUCAAAGGUACGUAGCCCUUUCGUUUUCUGUUAACCGCAAAUAGCACUGUGUUAGUCUAGUCGGCUGUCAAAUUAUUCCUCGCAUUAUUAGCCCGAAUAUACAUUUGUAUUGGUGCUUUGUCCAUCUAUGAUUACUAUGUCAGUGUAUAUCAAUCAGUCUAUCAAUUAAUAUCAAUUACCUGUGUGUUUGUAAGCACUUGAUACACUACAGCGACAUGGAUUUCUCAUAGUCCUAUUCCUCAGUCUUGUAUUUAUUACAGCUUACAAAUGAGCCACUGCUAACAUGUAUUAUAAAUCAAGAGCAGACUAACCUGGAAUCAUAAAUGUUCUAUUUUUGGGGGGAUGACAAAUCCAUUGUUUUGUUUUUGUAAAAUGUGUUCUCAAAUGCUCUAUUAUAGCAACCAAUAUCUCCCCAGAGUAUGCUUGGUUGUAAUGUAAUAGUCAAUAUUUGGUACAGUGUAGCAGCCUAUUGCAAGAAAUACACUGAGUAUACAAAACAUUAAGAACACCUGCUCUUUUCAUGACAUAGAUUUACCAGGUGAAUCCAGGUGAAAGCUAUUGAUGUCACUUGUUAAAUCCACUCCGAUCAGUGUAGAUGACGUGGAGGAGACAGGUUAAAGAAGGAUUUUUAAGACAAUUAUUUAAGUGCCUUUGAACGGGGUAUGGUAGUAGAUGCUAUGCCCAUGCGCACCGGUUUGUGUCAAGAACUGCAACGCUGCUGGGUUUUUCACGCUCAACAGUUUCCUAUGUGUAUCAAGAAUGGUUCACCAUCCAAAAGACAUUCAGCCAACUUGACACAACUGUGGGAAGCAUUAGAGUCAACAUGCUAACAUGGUGUUCUUUAUGUUUGGUAUACUCAGUGUACAAUUUAUCCACUGAAUCCACUCCCACAUUCACUUCCAUCCACAAUCUCCCAGGAUCCAGAGAUAUUUGGUAUUCCUCGGCCAUCCACUCUUUAUGCUCUCUGAAGUCUGAAUAAUGCAGAUCUGUAUAUGACAUUGCUGACACAAUAGCCUACUGUAGGCUCGGCUCAGGGGAAACCACAAAUCUACAGGGCAAAACUCCACCAUGCCAGUUAUUUUUUUUAUAGAUGUGAUUCACAUCACUGUCACUACAGUGCCCACUGUAUGUAGUAGAUAUGGUUAGCUACAUAUGGUAUAUGAUACAAUUCACUCAACAUUGAUACUGAUUAACUGGUAUGACUUGUGGAUUAGGGAACUACAAACACUUAGGAAUCACCAGGGAAUUAUGCUAAAGGUUGGUUUCCCAAACACAGAUUAAAUAUAAUCCUGAAGUCCAGGAAUAGGCUUAAUCUGUAUUUGGGAAACUGGCCCUAACGCCUUGAUCACACCGACAGCGUCAUUGCGCAAAAUGGUACGCAGCAUCAUCUGGAUAUGUGUGCAACAUAAGUUCAACAUUCACCUUCUGCUACCAUUUCUGUCAAGCCAUCUACGCAUACAGUUUGACGCAUAAAUUCGAUAAAUCCAACGUAUGCACCACACAGAACGCACUGCAACUGCCUCUCCAACGCAAUGCUGCAAGGCAAACGCAGCGUUCCAUUGGAAAUGAAUGUCAUUCUGGUGUACCAAAAAUGCAAUGACGCUGUCGGUGUGAUCGAGGCGUAAAUGUUCUGCAUCAACGUUUUUUUUCUGGAGAUACUGUGCAUUUUUGUGGGGUUGCAAAAAGGGAAGUCACUAAAUGGAUUUUAAAGUAGUCUGAGCUCCAAAAAACGCUGCCCUCUGCAUUUUCUUUUCAGAGGUUACUGGGGAGAAGAAAGAUGGCAUCACCUAUUUGGGUCUGGUAUAUGGAAAGCUUGCACUUCAUAAUGCAAAAAAUACCUAUUUUGGUCCAAAAAGGCACAAGACGUGUUUUGUCUAUUUCAUAAUGGUAAGCCAAACACUUGUUAUUGACACAGUAGGAGGGAGUGACAACCCCUGGAUGUAAUAGUUGAAAGCUGUAGUCAGUGUACAGUCUCUUGCACAAUAAACACCGUCUAACUUCUAUGCAAUGCCUUUCUAAACUAGUUAUUCUUUAAGGUUUGCACAUGCAUAGAGACUGUUAGUAAAGGGGAGGUGGAAAAUAGAAAACAGUACCCAGAUAUGUGCAUCCACUGCCACUCGGGUACCCUUGUCAAACUUCCCUAUGAGGCAUCAGCUGCCUGCUUAUUCAGUAGCCAACACAAACCAACCACAACAAUAAAUAUUCAAUUCUGGAUGAGACAAGUUAGCCUGUGAGCCACCAGUGCCGCUCCAGAGGCUAGACUAUAGUACCAAAUGCAUCAAAACAAUAGGCGAUCGUGGUCGAGGAUAAAUGAUGUAAAACCAAGAGUGUUCAAAUGUGCUAAAGAAAAAAAAGAUCAGUUGCACAGUCGUCCUGCAUACAUAAGAAGAUCACCACCUUGUAAUGAUAUGCAGUUACACAUUUGUGGCCCUGUUAUUGUAAGCAGAGAAUCCCACUUCUGAUACCAAUGUGUUUCUGCAUAUUGUACGCACCUUGAGGGUAUACGGUGGGGUUUGCUACGUUCUACAUUUAUAAUAAAUGUCACGCCCUGGCCUUGAGAGGCCUGUUGUCUUAAGUUGGUUUGGUCAGGGCGUGAGUUUCUAUGUUAUAUAUUCUAUGUUUAUGUUCUAGUUAGUCUAUUUCUAUGUUGCAGUGCUAGGUUGUGUUUCUAGGUUUGGCCAGGUGUGAUUCCCAAUCAGAGACAGCUGUCGCUCGUUGUCUCUGAUUGGGGAUCAUACUUAAGUAGCCCAUUGCCUACUGAGUAUUGGGGGAUCUUGUUCCUGUUUAGGCUGGUAUUUGUAUAGCCCUUUGGACUUCACGUUACGUUGUUUAUUGGGUGAAAUAAACAUGUACGCUUUUCACGCUGACCCGUCUCUCAACGUUUGUGACAAUAAAGCAUUGCAUGAAUCUAUUAUCGCAUUUGCGUAGUGGCAUACAGUUGAGAAGAGGCGUUUCUAGGAUUUCCACACAUGGGUCUGAAUUGUUUUGGCUUUUUAUAAACUCAUUUCAUGCAAUUCUACGAAAUGUUGUUAUUUGAUUUUAUUAGGAUCCCCAUUAGCUGACACCAGUGGUUCGGCACAUUUGGGCUGAUGUGAUACAAAAUAGUCCAGUAUUGCAAUGCUUCACUGGAUCAAUCUGAGAGUUUGCACACACACACUGCUGCCAUCUAGUGGCCAAAAUUGUGCCUAAACUGCAAUAUUAUAUUGUGGCCUUUCUCUUGCAUUUCAAAGAUAAUGGAACAAAAAAAUUAAUAGAAAACACGUUUUUUUGUUUGUAUUAUCUUUUACCAGAUCUAAUGUGUUAUAUUCUCCUACAUUAAUUUCACAUUUCCAAAAACUUCAGUGUUUCCUUUCAAAUGGUUUCAAGAAUAUGCAUAUCCUUGCUUCAGGUCCUGAGCUACAGGCAGUUAGAUUUGGGUAUGUCAUUUUAGGUGAAAAUUGAAAAAAAGGGUCCGAUCCUUAAGAUGUAAAAAAAAAAAAAGAUCCUCAUCAAUCUAUACACAAUACCCCAUAAUGACAAAGCGAAAACAAGUUUUUAGAUUUUUUGCUAAUUUAUAAAAUUAAAAGCCGGAAAUAUCACAUUUACAUAAGUAUUGAAACCCUUUACUCAGUACUUUGUUGAAGCACCUUUCGUAGCGAUUACAGCCUGGAGACUUCUUGGUUAUGAUGCUGCAAGCUUGGCACACCUGUAUUUGGGGAGUUUCUCCCAUUCUUCUCUGCAGAUCCUUUCAAGCUCUGUCAAGUUGGAUGGGGAGCGUCACUGCACAGCUAUUUUCAGGUUUCUCCAGAGAUGUUCGAUUGGGUUCAAGUCCGGGCUCUGGCUGGGCCACUCAAGGACAUUCAGAGACUUGUACCGAAGCCACUCCUGCAUUGUCUUGUCUGUGUGCUUAGGGUCGUUGUCCUGUUGGAAGGUGAACCUUCGCCCCAGUCUGAGGUCCUGAACUCUCUGGAGCAGGUUUUCAUCAAGGAUCUCUCUGUACUUUGCUCCGUUCAUCUUUCCCUGCCAGGUUUCAUCCAGACGUGAGGCUUGGCAUUCAGGCCAAAGAGUUCAAUCUUGGUUUCAUCAGACCAGAGAAUCUUGUUUCACAUGGUCUGAGAAUCCUUUAGGGGCCUUUUGGCAAACUCCAAGCGGGCUGUCAUGCCUUUUACUGAGGAGUGGCUUCCAUCUGGCCACUCUGCCAUAAAGGCCUGAUUAGUGGAGUGCUGCAGAGAUGGUUGUCUUUCUGGAAGGUUCUCCCAUCUCCACAGAGGAACUCUUGAGCUCUGUCAGAGUGAACAUCGGGUUCCUGGUCACCUCGCUGACCUUCAAUGCUGCAGACCUUUUUUGGUAUCCUUCCCCAGAUCUGUGCCUUGACACAAUCCUGUCUCCGAGCUUUACGGACAAUUCCUUCGACCUCAUGGCUUGGUUUUUGCUCUGACAUGCACUGUCAACUGUGGGACCUUAUAUAGACAGGUGCAUGCCUUUCCAAAUCAUGUCAAAACAAUUGAAUGUACCACAGGUGGACUCAAAUCAAGUUGUAGAAACAUCUCAAGGAUGAUCAAUGGAAACAGGAUGCACCUAAGCUCAAUUUCGAGUCUCAUAGCAAAGGGUCUGAAUGCUUAUGUAAAUAAGGUACUUCUGUUUAAUUUUUUUAUACAUUUACAAAAAUUUCAAAUAAACUGUUUUUCGCUUUGUCAUUAUGGGGUAUUGUGUGUAGAUUGAUGAGAAUUUUUAUUUUAUUUGAUUAAUUUUAGAAUAAGGCUGUCAUGUAACAAAAUGUGGAAAAAGUCAAGGGGUCUGAAUACUUUCCAAAGGCUAUACACACAAAAAUUAAGUCACAUGGGGGAGAGGCAUUGUGCUGUGAGGUGUUGCUUUAUUUGUUUUUUGAAACCAGGUUUGCUGUUCACUAGCGCUAUAUGUGAUGGAAGGGAGUUCCAUGCAAUCAUGGCUCUAUAUAAUACUGUACGUUUCAUUGAAUUUGUUCUGGACCUGGGGAUUGUGAAGAGACCCCUGGUGGCAUGUCUGCUGGGGUAAGUAUGUCUGUCACAGCUAUAUGUAAAUUGUUUAUACAUACAUUUUGGAAUUUUCAACACAUCUCUCCUUUACUUUGAGCCAAGAGAGACUGACAUGCAUACUGUUAAUAUUAGCCAUUUGUGUACAUUGAAGGGCAAAAUGUGCUGCUCUGUUCUGGGCCAGCUGCAGCUUUUGCAGGUCCUUUGCAGCACUUGACCAUAUCACCGGGCAAUAGUCAACAUUAGAUCAAACUAGAGCCUGCAGGACUUGUUUGGUCGACUGUGGUGUUAAAAAUGCUAAGCAUCAUUAUUAGACUUUACAGACAGAUUAGUGUUCUCUUUUCAACAGUAGGCAUUUGCUUUCCAAACUGUACGUUUUUCUCGCGAUUGUAUUUAGAAAUUUGCGAGAGGCAAACUGACAGCCGCAACCAACGUUAGAAAUAUAAUCCAUAGACGGCAGUUCCCAUUCAAGUCAGCACUGGCAGCCAUUGCUAGUGUACCCAUGAGUUUAAUAGUCAAAUUGCCAGGGUAAGAGGUUCCAAAACCCUUCUAUGGAUUAUAUGUCUAUGGCCACAAUACAACAAGUUGUAUUUGGCACAUGUGCUGCCCAAAUUGCGGCCUUCCCUACUGUAAGUGCUUAUGAUAAAACUUAAUCCACAGAUAUUUUUGUUAAAGCUUUUUAUCCUCUGUGGAUAAAUUAUGCUCUCUGGUGUAGUAUUUUGAAUGAUUUUCCAAAUAGACAGGAGUAAUAUAAUUUUAUGAAAAAAUAUUUUUAAUAUAUAGCCUAAUUUUGGCAAGAUUACUUACAUUUAUCAGGGGGUGCUGCAGCACCUCCAGAACCCCUACUUCCCGUGGAUAUGCAGUCCACCAGUAGCAGUACAGAGUAAACAUGAAAGCAGCAGUGUCAGCAUAUCAACUUCCUCUUUAGACCUAAAUACGAUGUAAUAUCAACGUUUAGCAAAUAGCACGGCGCUGCUCAACCGAGGUUGUUUCUGGCGGACAGAGCAAAGCAUCAGCAUAUGAACACCCUCUUUAGACCAUAAUACAAUGUUAUAUCAACCUUUGAUAGAACACCUCCCAUGUCAAUUAUAUUUGAGAAUUUGGCAAUAUCUCAGGCGUUUGUUAUUUCAUAGCUUGCAGGCAAGGGCUCGAUAACACCCAACUGGAGGUAUUUUUGUAACUGCUCUUUUCAAUAAUUAAUUGGAUCCACAAAUUGCCUAGCUGUGCUAGCAUGUCCUAGCUCUAUAAACAGAUGUCAAUGAGAAGCAAGGAAUACUUCUGCAGUAACACAGUCCUAAAGGGUGCAGUCUACAGCUCCUUCUGCUAGCACAAAAGCCCCCAUCAUGCUGUCAGUGCACUGUGCAGCUUGUGAUGUGUCACACAGCGCAGUUGAAGGGUACAUGACAAUUUUUUAUUGGACAGCAAAUAAAUCAUUUCCCUGAGUAUGUUCAGAAGCAAGCUAGUGACACCAUCAGCGCCAUCGCCAUCACCAUCAGCCACCCAACAGCAACAUAUUUUGUCCUUCAGCCAAAAUUAUAAUCUCGGCAUCUUGAUGGGAUCAUAUGAGUGGAACCACUACAUAGGUUUGAGAAAUUGCCUCCACACUUUUAAGCGACCAAUACAUCGAAGACACUUUCUAUUAUUAAUACAGCUUUUUGAAAUGCACAAUGGCACACAGUCAAGCUAUGAUUCAUUUGCUGCCCACCCAUCUCUCCCCGGUGGUUGGGAAUGCAAAUAAAGCACUCAACUGCUGAUCAAAUGCUCCCUGUUUACUUUACCACAUCGCCUUGGUGAUGAGGAGGGAGUCAAGGAAGUGUGUCUUAGUCCAUCCAGGCGACCAGGUCUGGAAAAAUUGUUUCAGAUCCUGGACGCAAUGACCCAUCGGCCCAAAGAUUACUACCCUACCCAUAACAAGUCAUUUUACCCUCUAACCUGAGUCAGAUUAGAUUUAGACUGUGCCUAAAUGUCUGCUUUCAUUCAGUCAUACUCUAGAUUAUUGUAAUACCGGGAAUUCAAUAUUAUUUAAAGCCAAUUUAUGCUUAGUCCAAAAAUGUGGUUGGAGACUCCGUAAGGAGGGUGUGACGCAAUCGCGGAGCCUCCAGAGGCAUGCAGAGACCAAACAGAGCUCCGUACCACAUCGCCUUCCACCUUUCAAAUUUUGUAACAAUGCGGAGGGCUCCGUAUAGCUCUGCAUUGACAUAAUUGGUUGAUGGUAGGUGGGAAGUCCUAUAUAGACACAAACUCACUUCCUUGACAACUUCCUUCACAACAGCUCUGCGCUGCUCUGCGAAGGGCAAGAAGUGUGAAUGCCUUGACUUCUGUAGAGGCCGUAUCACGGUAAAUGCUGGACGUCCAAUGCAGACGUCGGAUUGACCACGCAGCGCCUUUUACAGUGCUGCAGUUAGUUUAGCGGUUAAGAGCAUUGGGCCAGUAACCGAAAGGUUGCUGGUUCAAAUCGAUGAGCAGACUAGAGGAAAAAUCAGUCGAUGUGCCCUUGAGCAAGGCACUUAACCUUAAUUGCUCCUGUAAAUCCCUCUGGAUGAGAGCGUCUGCUAAAAGACUAACAUGUAAAUGUAGUUCAGUAAAUAGGGAUUGAUUUAUAAUUGUUACUUUUCUCUAAGGAAAUGUACAUGCUGAAACUCUGCUGACCAUUAGGCCUAAAGACAACACGAGGAAGAAAAAAUAUAUAUCUUCACCCACUUCUUCCAUAAACAUCAGUUAUUGUUCAUUAGAUCCACAUCCACGGGACUCUCUUAUGGAUGUUGACAGGUAGGCAGGGCAGACGGAGCAUCUCUUUGCCUAAUUGGGCCUUCAAGCAACGCAACAAUACUUUAGAGAUGUCAUUCCUUACCCAAUUAAUUUGGUUUGCCUACUCAAGGCUUAGUAAAAAUGAUCCGGCCAGGGAAGCAACUGAGCUGAAACAUUGAUUACAGAAAAUUCCAGUGCACAUUUGACAAUGGCAAGCACUGCCACUGUAGGGGUUAUACAUAAAUACACUUUUCCCCCUGUCUGUCUCUCACAGUGCGAUACCGGAGGUGUCACUGUGUCCUCCCGACAGCCUGUGCCCGGAGGCCCAGGCGACUCUGAUCCAAACCGAAGGGGACCAGUCUGACAGCUGCAGCCUCCCCAGGCCCUCCUCCUCCACCUCCUCCCAGCUCUACCAUCAAGUCUUACAGGGUGGAGCCUAUGAUUCGCCGCAGACCCGACGAUGUCACUUUUGUGGCCAUCACAAGCCAAUCAAAGGCAACGCCUGUCUGGAGUCGCACCCAAUCACUGUGGGUCCUCCUCACGCUGACUGCUCAACGGGUGCUCUCAAGACCUGCAGCCCCUCCUUUUCCUGUCACAAUGCUGUCAGCUGCCACUGGCUGCACGGGUCCCAUGAUGGCGGUGGCCCCCACAAGUCCAAACAGCAUCAUGUGGUCACAGUCAGGUCUGUAGUCUAUAUACUGUAUAUUCAGUGCAUUUGGAAAGUAUUCAGACCCAUUGAAUUUUUUCGCAUUUUGUUACAUUACAGCCUUAUUCUGAAAUGGAUUAAAUUGCUUUUCCCCUCAUCGUUCUACACACAAUACCCCAUAAUGACAAAGCAAAAACUGUUUUUUAGACAUUUUAGCAAAACUGAAGUAUUCAGACCCUUUACUCAGUACUAUGUUGAAGCACCUUUGGCAGCGAUUACAGCCUCAAGUCAUCUUGGGUAUGACGCUACAAGCUUGGCACACCUGUAUUUGGGGAGUUUCCAAAUUGUUGGAUGGGGAGCGUCACUGCACAGCUAUUUUCAGGUCUCUCCAGAGAUGUUCGAUCGAGUUCAAGUCCGGGCUCUGGCUGGGCCACUCAAGGACAUUCAGAGACAUUUUUUAGUCAUUUAGCAAGACGCUCUUAUCCAGAGCGACUUACAGUUAGCGCAUAAAUAUUUUAUCAAACCCACAACCCUGGCGUUGCAAACGCCAUGCUCUACCAAACUGACCACGCUACCAUCCCCUGCCGGCCCAUUCCCUCCCCUACCCUGGACGUACGCUGUCUGUGUGCUUAGGGUCGUUGUCCUGUUGGAAGGUGAAACUUCGCCCCAGUCUGAGGUCCUGAGCGCUCUGGAGCAGGAUUUCAUCAAAGAACUCUCUGUGCUCCGUUCAUCUUUCCCUCGAUCCUGACUAGUGUCCCAGUCCCUGCUGCUGAAAAACAUCCCCACAGCAAGAUGCUGCCACCACCAUGCUUCACCGUAGGGAUGGUGCCAGGUUUCCUCCAGACGUGAUGCUUGGCAUUCAGGCCAAAGAGUUCAAUCUUGUUUUCAUCAGACCAGAGAAUCUUGUUUCUCAUGGUCUGACAGUCCUUUAGGUGCCUUUUGGCAAACUCCAAGCGGGCUGUCAUGUGCCUUUUACUGAGGAGUGGCUUCCGUCUGGCCACUACCAUAAAGGCCUGAUUGGUGGAGUGCUGCAGAGAUGGUUGUCCUUCUGGAAGGUUCUCCCAUCUCCACAGAGGAACUCUUGAGCUCUGUCAGAGUGACCAUCGGGUUCUUGGUCACCUCCCUGACCAAGGCCCUUCUCCCCGAUUGCUUAGUUUGGCCUAGAGUUUUUGGUGGUUCCAAACUUCUUCCAUUUAUGAAUGAUGGAAGCCACUGUGUUCUUGGGGACCUUCAAUGCUGCAGACAUUUUUUAGUACCCUUCCCCAGAUCUGUGCCUCGACACAAUCCGGUCUUGGAGCUCUACAGACAAUUCCUUCGACCUCAUUGCUUGAUUUUUGCUGAUAUAGACAGGUGUGUGCCUUUCCAAAUCUUGUCUAAUCAAUUGAAUUUACCACAGGUAGAUUCCAAUCAAGUUGUAGAAACAUCUCAAGGAUGAUCAAUGGAAACAGGAUGCACCUGAGCUCAAUUUCGAGUCUCAUAGCAAAGGGUCUGAAUAGUUAUGUAAAUAAGGUAUUUCUGUUUAUCAUGUUUCAUAAAUUUGCAAAAAUUUAAAAAAACCAGUUUUCACUUUGUCAUUAUGGGGUAUUGUGUGUAGAUUGAUGAGGAACAUUUUAAUUUAAUCAAUUUUAAAAUAAGGCUGUAAUGUAACAAAAUGUGGAAAAAGUCAAAGGGUCUGAAUACUUUCCGAAUGCACUGAACAUUAUCAUGCAAAAAUAUAAUCUCAAAACAAGGUCAAUGACGCAGAAUUAUUUUUCUAUUUUAGGGAUGACGGACUCUACUGGAUCCCUAGAAAGUCAGUAUCCAUGACAACAAGGUCAUCGUGUGAACGCAAAAUGACCUACAAUUUCCCUUGCACCCAAUUGUACACCAGUGCAUGGCAGUCAUUAGGACAACAACAAUCUUUAGUCCUUCAUUUAGCUAUACAACAUGAUCAUAAGAUCAAGAUAAUAUUGUGUGACUCAAAAUAUGAGUACUGGUGACCAAUGUUUGGAGAUGUAAUGUUCAAUGGUUUACUUUACUAUGCUAGAACCAUGAUUUUCCUAGAUACAUACAGUACUUUCACUAUGUAAAGAGAUGCUCUUUUCCUGUGGCAUUUGCUUGACAGUUGGUGACAUUUGCUUGACAGUUACUCCCAGGUGGUACUGGAGUAUCCUCUGGCGGUGCUCGUCGGGUGUGCAGUGGUCCUCCUUGGAUGUUCCCUAGCCGGCCUGUUAAUUGGUCCCCUACCAGACUUCUCUGACCCGCUGAUGGUGAGUGUCUCCCUCAGCAGCACUGUGGCUUUCUCUGCCAAAUUCCUAUCAAACCGAAUGCUACUGUAAACUCUUUUUUAGCUCGCUCUCUGCCUCUUAAAAAGCUGCCGCAGAUAAAGUAGUAGACACUGCAUAUCUCUCAAACAUUUUUAUGUCUUGUCAGCUCAGAAAUACAAGUGAAACCAUAUCAGUGCAAUUGCAGGUCUAAUGAACAGUCAAGAAUAGUUACAUUAACUGAUUGAAUGACCAUGUACAGUGGGGAAAAAAAGUAUUUAGUCAGCCACCAAUUGUGCAAGUUCUCCCACUUAAAAAGAUGAGAGAGGCCUGUAAUUUUCAUCAUAGGUACACGUCAACUAUGACAGACAAAUUGAGAAUUAUUUUUCCAGAAAAUCACAUUGUAGGAUUUUUAAUGAAUUUAUUUGCAAAUUAUGGUGGAAAAUAAGUAUUUGGUCACCUACAAACAAGCAAGAAUUCUGGCUCUCACAGACCUGUAACUUCUUCUUUAAGUGGCUCCUCUGUCCUCCACUCGUUACCUGUAUUAAUGGCACCUGUUUGAACUUGUUAUCAGUAUAAAAGACACCUGUCCACAACCUCAAACAGUCACACUCCAAACUCCACUAUGGCCAAGACCAAAGAGCUGUCAAAGGACACCAGAAACAAAAUUGUAGACCUGCACCAGGCUGGGAAGACUGAAUCUGCAAUAGGUAAGCAGCUUGGUUUGAAGAAAUCAACUGUGGGAGCAAUUAUUAGGAAAUGGAAGACAUACAAGACCACUGAUAAUCUCCCUCGAUCUGGGGCUCCAUACAAGAUCUCAUCCCGUGGGGUCAAAAUGAUCACAAGAACGGUGAGCAAAAAUCCCAGAAACACACGGGGGGACCUAGUGAAUGACCUGCAGAGAGCUGGGACCAAAGUAACAAAGCCUACCAUCAGUAACACACUACGCCGCCAGGGACUCAAAUCAUGCAGUGCCAGACGUGUCCCCCUGCUUAAGCCAGUACAUGUCCAGGCCCGUCUGAAGUUUGCUAGAGUGCAUUUGGAUGAUCCAGAAGAGGAUUGGGAGAAUGUCAUAUGGUCAGAUGACUUUUUGGUAAAAACUCAACUCGUCGUGUUUGGAGGACAAAGAAUGCUGAGUUGCAUCCAAAGAACACCAUACCUACUGUGAAGCAUGGGAGUGGAAACAUCAUGCUUUGGGGCUGUUUUUCUGCAAAGGGACCAGGACGACUGAUCCGUGUAAAGGAAAGUCUGACAGUCCUUUAGGUGCCUUUUGGCAAACUCCAAGCGGGCUGUCAUGUGCCUUUUACUGAGGAGUGGCUUCCGUCUGGCCACUACCAUAAAGGCCUGAUUGGUGGAGUGCUGCAGAGAUGGUUGUCCUUCUGGAAGGUUCUCCCAUCUCCACAGAGGAACUCUUGAGCUCUGUCAGAGUGACCAUCGGGUUCUUGGUCACCUCCCUGACCAAGGCCCUUCUCCCCGAUUGCUUAGUUUGGCCUAGAGUUUUUGGUGGUUCCAAACUUCUUCCAUUUAUGAAUGAUGGAAGCCACUGUGUUCUUGGGGACCUUCAAUGCUGCAGACAUUUUUUAGUACCCUUCCCCAGAUCUGUGCCUCGACACAAUCCGGUCUUGGAGCUCUACAGACAAUUCCUUCGACCUCAUUGCUUGAUUUUUGCUGAUAUAGACAGGUGUGUGCCUUUCCAAAUCUUGUCUAAUCAAUUGAAUUUACCACAGGUAGAUUCCAAUCAAGUUGUAGAAACAUCUCAAGGAUGAUCAAUGGAAACAGGAUGCACCUGAGCUCAAUUUCGAGUCUCAUAGCAAAGGGUCUGAAUAGUUAUGUAAAUAAGGUAUUUCUGUUUAUCAUGUUUCAUAAAUGUGCAAAAAUUUAAAAAAAAACUGUUUUCACUUUGUCAUUAUGGGGUAUUGUGUGUAGAUUGAUGAGGAACAUUUUAAUUUAAUCAAUUUUAAAAUAAGGCUGUAAUGUAACAAAAUGUGGAAAAAGUCAAAGGGUCUGAAUACUUUCCGAAUGCACUGAACAUUAUCAUGCAAAAAUAUAAUCUCAAAACAAGGUCAAUGACGCAGAAUUAUUUUUCUAUUUUAGGGAUGACGGACUCUACUGGAUCCCUAGAAAGUCAGUAUCCAUGACAACAAGGUCAUCGUGUGAACGCAAAAUGACCUACAAUUUCCCUUGCACCCAAUUGUACACCAGUGCAUGGCAGUCAUUAGGACAACAACAAUCUUUAGUCCUUCAUUUAGCUAUACAACAUGAUCAUAAGAUCAAGAUAAUAUUGUGUGACUCAAAAUAUGAGUACUGGUGACCAAUGUUUGGAGAUGUAAUGUUCAAUGGUUUACUUUACUAUGCUAGAACCAUGAUUUUCCUAGAUACAUACAGUACUUUCACUAUGUAAAGAGAUGCUCUUUUCCUGUGGCAUUUGCUUGACAGUUGGUGACAUUUGCUUGACAGUUACUCCCAGGUGGUACUGGAGUAUCCUCUGGCGGUGCUCGUCGGGUGUGCAGUGGUCCUCCUUGGAUGUUCCCUAGCCGGCCUGUUAAUUGGUCCCCUACCAGACUUCUCUGACCCGCUGAUGGUGAGUGUCUCCCUCAGCAGCACUGUGGCUUUCUCUGCCAAAUUCCUAUCAAACCGAAUGCUACUGUAAACCCUUUUUUAGCUCGCUCCCUGCCUCUUAAAAAGCUGCCGCAGAUAAAGUAGUAGACACUGCAAAUCUCUCAAACAUUUUUAUGUCUUGUCAGCUCAGAAAUACAAGUGAAACCAUAUCAGUGCAAUUGCAGGUCUAAUGAACAGUCAAGGAUAGUUACAUUAACUGAUUGAAUGACCAUGUAGCUCAGUUGGUAGAGCAUGGCGCUUGCAACGCCAGGGUUGUGGGUUCGUUUCCCACGGGGGGCCAGUAUGAAAAUGCAUGCACUCACUAACUGUAAGUCGCUCUGGAUAAGAGCGUCUGCUAAAUGACUAAAAUGAAAUACUAAAUGUGUACAGUUACACUCAUGGUUAUCAAUAUGUAAUGACCAAGGCAGAGACCAGUGUAAAAAUACAUCUUGAAAAACAUUGAACACAAUGCUAUAUCAAUCAACACUGAACGUCAUUGUCAAUCUUCAAAGCAUCCAUCCUAGUAUGUCACUUAACAUACAGUACAUUAGCAUCUAAUCAUUCUAAUUCAUGUAAUCAGACUGUCUAAUUCACCUACUGUAGCCCUAACAAUCAGCAUUAGGCCUACAUAUUUUUUUAUUAAUUAAUAGCAUUGUUUUCCUGCUUUGGCUGUCAUCAGGAGAUGUUGUUCCAUUGACUUUGAUGUUUUCAUGCAGGGUUUUGAGCCUCGAGGAACAUACAUUGGGGUGCGACAGUCUGCCUUGGCCAAGCUUCAGCAGAACACGGGGCCUGGAAAAACACUGUCUCUGAUACCGCAACAGCUCAAAGACAAGACAGCUGGGAGGUACUGUGCAAAAACCGGAUGAGCUCCCCACUACACACAGAGAGCUCUGUACAAAAUAGCAGCCACAAUAAAGUAGAACCACAGGCAACAAUUAGGCAUCUUUCUGAGGCACAAUCACAGAUGGACUAAGCCUAUGCACAGAACACACAUUCCGCCAACAUGCUCCCAAACGUAUAUGAUAUAGUAUAGCUACGGUGUAAAUGCUGGAUAAUUGAGUCCAUAUGUAUAUUGUUACUUGGGUGCUGAUUGUGCUAUUACCUGUGAUUGAUAUGAAUUGUCUAGAUGUCUCAUGUAUAAUUGUGUUGUGUUCAUGUUUAUUUAUGAAGCUAUGGAGACGGUAGCGGAGGGGAUGCCAGUGGGACCCAGGAACAGUCAUCCAGGCAACGGCCUAGAAGAAUGCUGGACAGGGACUCUGCCCAGGACACGUUCCUCUGUGACUCUCCAGGUAGGCUAAUAACGCUAAUCAACACCCACAUGAUGGUGUUGUCUCUCUACUACUAGAUAAAUGUUUCUCAAAUGUAGCAGGAAACAAUCCAAUAAUGUAUCAAUCAAAAACCUUAAUAUAUAGGUAUUGACCCGCUAGUUCAUCAUUCCAGUGUUUCAGUUAUGUAAGAAUAUAAGCAGUCCCUCUAGCUCCAUUUUUGUAAGUGAAGACUGAGGACAGUCUUUGAUGAGGGGUGCCAUGUUUUUGCCGCCAUCUGUGGUAUCACAGGAGACCGCUACGCCCAGCUGGUCUUCCGCUCGGGAAACUCUGCCAGUCUUUGGAGCCUGAAGGCGAUCUACUCCAUGUGUGAGAUGGAGCAGGAAAGGGUAGGUGACUAGGUCUUUACUCAUCUUAAAUCAGCAUACCAUCUGCCAUUUUCCACCAUUACCAACGAGACCAUGAAAUCAGGGAGCCAACUCAAACAAAUUAAAGACCAUUCUAGGAUACAGAACUUGGCAGGCACUGAUAGAAACAUUUUUAAAUCUGUGCUAUUCUUUAUUUGAAAGAAAACAAAGUUGUUAUGGAUCCCCAGUGGGUGACAAUAAGUUACGUGAUGAAAAGUAGCAAAAUAAUCUGUACCUUUCAAUUUGCUCUUGUAAUAAAAGGUAGAUGGAACAUCAAUUACAUCGAUUUUGCCAUGGGUAGAGUGAGAAUACAUGAUAAUAGAAGUCAAUAGAUGUGUUAAAAUGACAAACUUCUCUUCUCCAUGUUUCAGAUUCGUUCACAACCCCACUUCCAAGAUCUCUGCAAGCAACAUAUCCGUUUGGAAGUGGACGGUGCCAUGAUCAGGGGCGGAUGCUGUCCAAGUUGGUCACUGGGAAACUACCUGGCACUUCUCAGCAAUGCCUCAUCCUGUCUCAGCCUGACCUCUUUGCAGGUGACGGAGAGUCUGCACCUACUCCGCUUUUGCGCCCCAUACUACCACGAUGGAAGCCUGGUGGCAUAUUGUGCAGAGAGGGGCAAGCAAGGCCACUGUGCAUCUGUGCCGACUCGGUGCAAACACUCUCGUGCCGUAUUCCAGAUAUUGCAUUACCUGGUUGAUAAGGACUUCCUAGGGCCACAGACAAUAGAAUAUCAGGUCCCCUCACUGAAAUAUAGCCUCCUGUUUCUACCGGUGGAAAAAGGAGAUCACUUGAUGGAGAUAUACAUGAACAGCCUUGAAGGUCGUGAGCUUACAUACAAGAACACUACUAUCACAGGAAUGGACCUAGGCAUCAAGCAAAAGCUAUUCAAGUAUUAUCUGGCUAGGGACGCCAUCUACCCUGUUCUGGCUGUAGUUUCGCUGUUCCUCACCAUGGCCCUUUAUUUGCGGUCACUUUUCCUAUCAGCAUUGUCUUUACUCGCAAUUGUGAGUUCGCUCUUGACUUCCUAUUUCUUCUACAAAGUGGUUUUCCAGCUGACAUUCUUCCCUUUCCUCAACUUAGCUUCAGCUCUCGUCCUGUUUGGCAGUUGCUCUAACCAGGCUUUUACUUUCAUUGAUUUCUGGAACCUACAACUAUCCCAGAAUCCACCCGCUUCUCUAGAGAAGAGAGUCAAUCGAGUUCUCCAAGAGGUUGGAUAUUUGAUACUGGCAUCAGGACUGACUUCUAGUGCCACGUUUUUCUCGGGGUUCCUGAGCAGCAUCACAGCAGUGAGAUGCUUUGCUGUGUACCUGGGAACUGCGUCCUUAAUCUGUACUCUCUCCUCCCUUGCGUGGUUGCCCAGCUCUCUCAUUUUGUGUGAGCGCUACACUGUGGCUGCCUCAGCCUCUGUUACUGCUCAGGCCUGGAAGCCUUGCUGCACGAAAAGCCCUGGCGGGUUCUGGGACACAAGCUCGCGAAAGCGGUGCCUCUUCACCUUUGGUCAGAAGCUACGAGGGUUGAAGCGGGGACUAUCCGACACCUCCAAUGUGCUUUUCCUGAAAAUCCUCCCUUGUGGAGUGGUCAAGUUCAGAUACAUUUGGGUCUGCUGGUUCACAGUGUUGGCCGCAGGAGGAACAUAUAUCUCAGUUAUAGACCCUGGUAUGAGACUACCCACUUUAGACAACAGGGUAACUCAGUUAUUCCGCUCCAGCCAUCCCUUUGAAAGAUAUGAUGCUGAAUAUCGCCACCAAUUCAUGUUUGAACGGCUGGUGAAUGGGGAGGACCAGUUUAUUACAUUAACUCUUGUUUGGGGAGUCAUCCCAACCGAUAAUGGCAAUCACUUUGAUCCAAAAAGCAAUGGAUCUUUAGUUAUGGAUCCAGAGUUUAACAUGAGUAGCCCAGAGGCUCAGGUGUGGUUGAGAGAAUUGUGUGGAAGAGUUCAAAACCAAAGCUUUUAUUUACCCUCAUCGUCAUCGUCUGAAAACGAAGGCUCAACAGACAAUAUCUGUAUUGUCGAGCAACUCAUAGACUGGGUGUCUAUUCGACAUUGCUCCGAGAGUAAGGAUGCUUUUCAUUUUUGCUGCAAUGCUAUUUCUUUUCCUUACCCACCGAGUGUUUUUGAACAAUGCCUGAGUAUGAUGGUGGCCGAGCGGCAUGCAGAGGGUUAUGUGUCCGAGGUUGAAGGCCUACAUUUUGAGGCAGAUGGGCAAAUAGCAGCCCUGGUAAUGGUAUUUAGGACAACGCACCGCUAUAGUUACAACUUUAGUAACACCACCCUUUUCUAUAAUGAUAUUUUGUCAUGGUUUAAUGGAGAAAUUUCUAGGGCACCACUGGGACUUCAGAAAGGAUGGUUUGUGAGCCAGUUGACACUCUUUGACUUGCAACAAUGUCUAAGCUCAGAGACCCUUGUGGUUACUGGGUUCUCUGUAGCCCUGGUGUUUGUCUUGCUUCUUCUGACCACAUGGAAUAUUCCACUGAGUGUUUAUGGCACUGCUGCUGUUGGAGGAAGUGUUUUUGUCACCGUCGGUCUCCUUGUCCUUCUAGAAUGGCAGCUCAGUGGUGUGGAGGCACUCUUCAUAUCAGCUGCUUCUGGGCUGUCUGUUGACUUUUUAGCCAACUACUGCAUAUCAUAUAAUUCAGCUCCACACACUGAUAGAAUUGGAAGAGUUGCGCAUUCCCUGAAAAGAAUGGGCUGUCCUGUAGCAAUAGGAGCUGUGGCCUUUUGCUGUGCGGGCAUCAUCAUGCUCCCUACUACUGCCUUGUUGUUCAGAAAGCUGGGAAUAUUCCUAUUUCUGGUGAAAUGUGUAGCAUGUGGAUUUGCCACCUUCUUUUUCCAAUCCCUAUGCUGCUUUUUCGGUCCUCAAAAAAACGGUGGGAAAAUAAUGGUGCCAUGUUCAUCUAAACAGGGAACUGAAGGUCUCCCAUCCUGCUCAGCAUCAGAACCUAGGUCCUCGACCUCUGCAGCCAACGGGGCUUUUGGGAGAUCAAGCGUUCAAAGGAAUUUCAAUAAAGACAGGGGUAAUUACCUUUACCCGAACCAACAGCGUCAUAGACAGCGACAGGUAGGAGGCGGGAGGGAGUCAGCGCAGUAUGAGCUUCAGCCAUUGGCUUAUCAGCUAAGUGAAAGCUUUGAGAACAGCACGUGCACUAGUAAGCUAUCCAACAGACCCUCAGUUCUCUCGGAUGACAUCCAGUUCGGUGGGCUGAGUCCCAGGAGAGAUGUGGAGAGGAGCAACAUUGAGGCAGAUAGUGAAGAGAUCUGUGGUAGGCACCACAAAGGCUGUCACCCACCCCCGGCUUUGCAGACCUCUUCCCCAUACAAAGAGAACACCCUAGGGCCAGUAGUUGCUCCUCCGGGUGACCUGGCUAAUGAAAAGCUAUUGUGCAAGAUGUGCAGAGGACAGUCUGCUGGCAUCAAGCACUGGAACGUAUCGCUGUCCUCUUCCUCAAGCAUUGAGGAAACCAUCAUUAGUCAAACAAUAGAAACAAUUUACCAGCCAUCCCUCUCAAAGGAUGAGGCCCCCAAUAGUCCAUUUGAGCAUCACUCCCACAAACGCCUACUGUCAACUCAGAGUUCAUUUGACGCACUAGAGGAUUCCAAUGAGACUUGCCUGAGUGACGCUGAACCUGGACCCUCAAACCAACAGAUAUCUAUUGAAGCAGAGGGAGAACUUGAACCACAACCAGGGCACCUUAACGGAAAGAGAGACACCUUACGCCUCUCCCUGAGAGAGAUCACCUAUGAGACAGUCUCUCCCGGAUGUGGGAGGGGUCAUACAAGCCUGAGUGAAGGACCAGUCAUGUUGCCAAACAGUAAACCAGAUUUGCCUGAUGUAUGGAUCAAACGAGAUGGGCCAAGGGAAGAUACAAACUGA